This is a messenger RNA of Neohortaea acidophila, 1005 nucleotides long. RefSeq lists its product as uncharacterized. The coding region runs from base 1 to 1005 and encodes 334 amino acids. NCBI's taxonomy places the organism in Eukaryota, Fungi, Ascomycota, Dothideomycetes, Mycosphaerellales, Teratosphaeriaceae. Gene Ontology annotation, biological process: translation. The record is from RefSeq and is a predicted model, not a curated record. Gene Ontology annotation, cellular component: mitochondrial large ribosomal subunit. Gene Ontology annotation, molecular function: structural constituent of ribosome. The transcript has a single exon.
AUGCCUCCACGCAUCCGCCUCCCUUCAACUCGCUCCAUCCGCCCACAAUCAAUCCAAUCUUCACCCUACAUCUGCCAACACUGCCGCCACGCCUCCCUCGCAGCAGCAACAACACCCGCACCCACACCACCCACCCCCCAACCCAUCACCAACCUCGCACCCCCCAUCGCCCGCCACCCCCGCACCCAACCGCCCUCCCACAAACCCCCCGAGUUCCGCAAAUCCCAAAUCCACCGCCAAUACCAAUCUCUCCUGCGCUCCAACCCGCUGCUCGUCAUCUUCCAGCACAACAACCUCAAAGCCACAGAAUGGAUGGCCGUGCGCAGAGAGCUGGCGAUUGCGCUGCGAAAAGUAGACGAGGAUCUCGCGAAGCAGGGGAAUGAAGAGUACAUCGGGAAGCAGACGAAGAUUACAGCCGUGGAGACGGGGAUUUUCGCAUCGGCACUCCGAGUCGUGGAAUUCUGGGACCCGAAAUUCGAAAGCCUGCAGAAAGAAGAUACUCCCGCUAGUGAAGAGGCGAUGCUCACUCACGGCCUCUCCCAUCGCGCCUGGCGCUACUCGGAGCGCAAACACCGCAAAACGAAGCACGGGCUGGAAACCAUCCUCAUCGGCCCGCUCGCCAUCUUGCACCUCCCCACCGUCUCGCCGCAGCACCUCAAAGCCGCCAUCUCCAUCCUCGCGCCCUCAAAGGAAUUCCCUGCGCCGAAGCGGAGAGAGAAUCCCGGGUACCAUGAGCCGGCGGUGCAGAGUGGGGUGCAGAAGUUGAUGCUGUUGGCUGCGAGGGUGGAGGGGAAGGUGUUUGAUAUGGAUGGUGCGAGGUGGGUUGGGGGCAUUCAGGGCGGGAUGGAGGGACUGAGGGGGCAGCUUGUGGCGAUGUUGGCUGGGGUUGGGGCGGGUGUUACGAGUGCGCUGGAGAGUGCGGGGAGGAAUUUGUGGUUUACGGUUGAGGGGAGGAGGGGAAUGCUGGAGGAGGAGGAGAAGAAGGGGAAGGAGGGCGAGCAGUAG